Chiloscyllium plagiosum (whitespotted bambooshark) is the source of this 834-nucleotide messenger RNA. Its product is annotated as putative G protein-coupled receptor 139. The record is from RefSeq and is a predicted model, not a curated record. Gene Ontology annotation, molecular function: G protein-coupled receptor activity. Lineage: Eukaryota; Metazoa; Chordata; Chondrichthyes; Orectolobiformes; Hemiscylliidae. Gene Ontology annotation, cellular component: plasma membrane. Gene Ontology annotation, biological process: G protein-coupled receptor signaling pathway.
AUGGCGGUGGCGGAUUUACUGGUCAUCAUCUCUGAUGUCAUCCUGCAUCGGAUCAGCUAUUUUGCUUUUCCAUCAUCUUUCCUCAACAUCACUCCAGUGUGUAGCGUUCUCUUCGUCCUGGCACGUACCACUACAGACUAUUCUGUGUGGUUCACCGUCAUGUUUUCCUUGGAUCGAUUUAUAGCCAUUUGCUGUCAGAAGCUGAAAACAAAGUAUUGCAAUGCGCAAAAUGGAGCUGUCAUUCUAGCAACAACCUCCACCCUGCUGUUUUUAAAAAAUAUCCCCAACUACUUUGUACUUGAAGGAGGAGAUAUAAUCGAUAAUAUACCAUGGGGUUGUUACUUAAAUCCAAAAUGUUUUACUGAUCCAGGAUGGGUACGGUUUGAUUGGUUUGAUGCAGUUUUAAACCCUUUGCUGCCAUUUGUUUUAAUUAUGUUAUUGAACGCCUUGACAGUCAGACACAUUUUAGUGACCAGUCGAAUCCGCAGGGAACUGAUAGGUCAGAAAACAGGUGGUAUUCGCAGUGACCCAGAGAUGGAAAGCAGGAGGAAGUCUGUGGUCUUACUUUUAACUAUAUCUGCUAGCUUCGUAUUCCUGUGGUUGGUCACCGUUAUUCAUUUCAUUUAUGAUAAACUUAGUAGAACAAGUACUGAUAGGUACAAGAAUGCAGAAUAUAUGAUUCAACAAAUUGGCUUCAUGUUGCAAAAUCUGAGUUGUUGCACGAACACAUUUAUUUAUGGCGUGACACAAUCGAAGUUCAGAGAGCAGGUCAAGAGUGCAGUGAAAUACCCAUUUAUGUCAAUUUUCCAAUUGCUUCGUAGUCAAAUCAACUGA